GUUUGAUUUUAUGGCAGAACUGAAUCAGUAUAAAUAUUGGGAACAAAUCUGUAACAGCCUUAAGACCGAUAAAGUUGCUUGAUGCAUCAAGUAAAACAGAAUGUUAUUAUGUGUUCAUGUUCACCUACAUUCUACGUUAAAAGGAAAUAUUGUAUAUAUGAAAAGAUGGCGGCAGUAGCAGACGACUUCUGGAAGAUUUACACUAAAGAAUGGCGGGAAGCUCGCCAAUCAUUGAGAAGCGAGAAACACGAUGAAGAGAUUAUAUACCUUCUUAUGCAAAUUGUUAGGGGUGUUUACGAUUUUUGUCUAGAUGAAACAAAAGAUUCGCGCCAUAAAAAGAACAAAGAGGAGAAGGCAACAGAGGAACUGACCGAGACAUACCUUCACCAUAAACUGCCACCAUCAUUCCACAGGGCCCAUGUGACAAAUCAAGUUAGGUCGUUCGUACAUCGUUGUGUAGGAUGUUUACAUCAAAUGUGCUUAUUGAAACAUUCCCCUCUCUAUAUUUACUGGAUUCCCAAGGGAGAGGUCAUUGAUAAACACAAGUUUGACAUAAAAGGUGACAAAGACGAACAUGUAUGUGACUGGACAGUGUGGCCUGCAGUAAUCCAUACUGAUGGAACAGUAUUGAAGAAAGGGGUGGUCAUUCCUGUUUGAUUAAGUCACAGCAUUUAUUUUCAGACUGCUAGGUUUUAUGAUCGAAUUUCAGUCUGCAACACAUUCAAUUUAAUACACAAUUAAUGAAUAAUUAGGAGAUUUAUUUCAUUUCCUUGUUGUACAAAGUAAAGCCUUUUACAUAGUACGCUUUUAUUUUCUCGGUAUUGCUUUACAAUUUGAUACUUUCAUAAGCUACAUUUAGAUGUGCAGCAGACAAAUGCAGUGUUAAUAAGAUCUUGUGUUAGGCAUACGCUAUGUUUUUUUUACCAGUUUUUUCAUAAUCCUUGUGUAAUCUAUAUGGAUACUACGGAAGAGCAUUAGUGCCAGAUGCGUUUUAUUAAUUAACUCGAAAUUUCGAGAUACUAACUCGAAAUUUCGACUUAUACGUAACUCGAAAUUUCGAGACACUAAGUCGAAAUUUUGAGUUAAGUAACUCGAAAUUUCAAGUUAAUAACUCGAAAUUUCGACCUCGUAUCUUGCCCUUUCAUCCGCAAAAUUUGAACGUCUGUUCGUCUGUCAAAGGCUAAAAAUGUAAUGGACGACUUUUGACUCUUCGAAGUGGAAUCAUCUAUCUACGCAUAUAUUGUAUCCAACAUGUAGCGACUUGAACAUAUACUACCAUACAUCAAUGUAUGACCUACGUCAUAGCCUCUAGAGCUACUACAAAUUUCAAACUGUAUCCAGGAUAUAUACCUUCAUUUACAUGUAUAGUAUGUUCAGGUGGUAGGUGCUCGAACUGGUCGAAAACCUUCCAGAUAUGAAAUAGUGAAAUAUUCUAAGUUUGAAUACUUCCCGGUCACCUUCUAUGACCUCUCCUCAAAAUCUAGAUCUAUCCUGGUACCCAAUCUUGGUCAGACUCAUUACUACACGUCCAUGUAGGGUAUGUCUAUAUUUCCUUGUCAUAUGGGUUCAAACUAGGUCGAAAACCUUCCAGACUUAAACAUUGUUUAAAUAGUUUUUUUUUUCAUGAGCAAACGCUGCCCGGUCAUCUUAAUUAUAUGACCCUGUAGGGCUACCCGGUGGAUACACCAGGUACCUAAUCUUGGCCAGGACCUAUACAUCAACGUAAACUAUUGUAGUUAGUAACUAAGUCGAAAUUUAGAGUUAAUAUCUCGAAAUUUCGAGUUACGCAUUUCGAAAUUUCAAGUAACUAAGUCGAAAUUUCGAGUUAUUUAGUCAAAAUUUCGAGUUACGUGUCUCGAAAUUUCGAGUUACUUACAACAAUAAUUUACGUAGAUGUUUAUGUCCCAUGCACCUCAAAAUGUACUUGACCUUUGAGUAAUAAAACAUUAAAGGAUUGUUAUACAGCAUGAGACACUUGUGCACCUGCAGCGUUCUCUUUGGGAUUUCACUCAGCUAGACCAGAGUUAUGGUCCUUGACUUAGUGAAAAAAUACACAUAAAGUGCUUAAAAGUUUGUGUUAAUUAAUAUUAAAAAGAUAUUUUACCUAGAGUUAUGAAAUCAUGUACAUUGACAGGAGUAGGGGCACCUGUGACCUAUGAACAAACAUCUAGCUUUUAGUUUUGAUUUUUACCUUGAUAUCAUUUCUAAUUACAUGUGUUCGUCAUCCAAAUCCCUCACCCCCGCACAUAUUGUCCCUUAAAAGCCUUUUUAUUUUACUUACAGAUUCGUGCGUUUCUAAGUAUGUCUUUAGAUCCCUGUCCAAGACUUUUUGCACGCGCCCAUAUUAUGCCCCGUAGGCGGCGCUCUUAUUAGCAGCGUUUUAAUUUGAAUUGAUUUUGUGCAUUAGACAGUGGGUUACAGUAGAUUGGACGUUUUUGUUUACAUUUAUAUGACUGUUAUUCCUAAAACAUUGCAUAUCAAUGGGUGCUUUAUAUAAAAUGGAAAUAGUUUGGCCGCUUCGUACAUACAUAGAUGUUGCAUGAUAUUAUAUUACUAGUAAAAGGAACGCAAAACAAGUAUACAGUUUUAUUAUAUUCUUGAUCCUGUACCGGCUCCAAACCGUGUUUGAUUUGCCAAUAAAGCACGCAAAACUAGAAUCUAUUUCCCAAACAACUCUUAUUUUCGGUGUGCACUUUUGAAUUAACUAUAAGCAUUUUCCCCCAAACAUUUCAAGGGGAAAACUCUGCUUUUACCAGUCAAGAGGAAUAUUACAAAAUGUGAGCAAAGGUCAUGUGCUAAUUAUAAUUAGUGAUGUUUAGUGAUUCUAGCUGAAAUACUUCCUGCGCCUGGAAAGCUUCUUCAUAUGACGACACGACCAGAGCUCGAACCUACAGAAAUGAUGGGUGAUUUUAAUCGCUCUGUCGCGGAGGCCCCCGCAUAAUUUCCGUGCUAUUAAAACUUAUAUAAUGUAAUGCAACCACACCAUAAAAAUAAAAUAAA
This is a messenger RNA of Mercenaria mercenaria, 3000 nucleotides long. RefSeq lists its product as uncharacterized. The record is from RefSeq and is a predicted model, not a curated record. Bases 82 to 657 code for a protein of 191 amino acids. NCBI's taxonomy places the organism in Eukaryota, Metazoa, Mollusca, Bivalvia, Venerida, Veneridae. The transcript is spliced from 4 exons.